GAGAGUGGCGUAUGUGUGUGCGCGAGAAUGUCUGUGUGUGUGUGUGUGUGUGUGUGUGUGUGUGUGUGUGUGUGUGUGUGUGUGUGUGUGUGUGUGUGUGUGUGUGUGUGUGUGUGUGUGUGUGUGUGUGUGUGUGUGUGUGUGUGUGUGUGUGUGUGUGUGUGUGUGUGUGUGUGUGUGUGUGUGAGUGACGUCAGCGAAUGAGUCGACGAAUGAGUGAACGAGCGAUUGAGCGAGUGUCAGUCUAGGAGGAAUUAAACAAGACCGGUUGUGUUUCCGAGUUACGUGUAGGCCUACUGUACUGUUGAAUAAAGUACCAAACGCCGAGAAUCCGUGCCCGUGUCUUCCGACCUAUAAACAGACCCACUGCCGGUUAUAGUGAAGGGUGUUACCCCCGAAAGGACAUCGGCCCUGGAGGGAACGUCUCCCCUGUGCUCCCGGACUACGGUCUGAGAGCCAAGAAACAGGAAAGGUGUAACAUUGGCGACCACGAAGGGACCCUCUCACGCAAACGGAAACGCAGUGGUGAGCAAAGAAUGAACGGUGAAAUAAACCGGAGAAGUUAGAAGAGACAAAAGAAUAAGCGGGAAGCAUUGUUUACCUGAUUCAGCUAAGCUAAAAUGGCGGACGCUAACCGUCGUAGCCCGUGCAAUCUCGGCUACUCAAAGUCCAACCCGUUCGUAACGAUAAACGACGGUGAUGUGGAAGAAACCAUAGACAAUAUGAGUGAAGGAAAUACAAGUUAUUAUGGACUUUCUAACGUGUUCCACCGUGAAGUGGAGCCUAUUAGAAUGAAGCAUGCGGCGGCACCAUGUGAGCUCAUUCAACCCAAGUUCUCAAGCUGGAACCCCUUCAUUAAUUCCGAAGAGGACAGCUACCGUUUUCAAUGCGGUGCGGCCAACAGACCAAGUGACUUUAUUCCACAACCUGCUGCUAUUGCAACGCCACAUUCAAAUCCCUUUUCUUCGGACCAGGGGAGUUACAUCCACAGCACCCCCAAGAUCGUUUGCCCCCCAGCCCCCACAUGCCUGUGCACCACCUGCCCUUCUUCAUCAAAGGAUAUUAACUAUGGACAUUUGCCGCAGCCAGGGCACAGUCGGACUAUGAAGUUCAAGAGCUCUUUUCGCAAAGGUGAGCAACCAAAGUCACAUCAGCCCUCCUCCGAGAGUGAGGAUGACUAUGAUCAUCGAGAAAGAGUCCCCACUUUGAGACCCGGACAGUAUGAUGGCACCACACCCUGGACAGAGUUCCUGCACAGGUUUGAGAGUUGUGCUAAAGCUAACUACUGGUCCGCAAAGACAAUGGCUGUCCAGUUGAAGUUCUGCAUGGUGGGUGCAGCCGGGGCCAUCAUCCACAGAAAUCCCCGGUCCACCCAGUGGGACUACGUCCGCCUGGUGGAGGAGAUAGAAACUGCAUACGGCCCUUCCUCGCAGCAUGCAGCUGCAGUAGCUAUCGAGCUGAGACAGCGUGUCCGCAAACCGGGUGAGGCUCUCCAUGUUUUGCGAGAUGACAUCUACGGGAGAGUGUCAGUAGCCUACAGCAACAGGGCUGAUGCCGAACAGGACGCCAUAGGAGUUGAAGUCUUUACUAAUGCUCUAGGGGAUGCAGAAAUUGUACAAAAGCUUUUAGAGCAGCGCCCACAAACAUUAGCCCAAGCCUUUGACAUUGCCCAUCGCUAUGAAACCACAAAGCGAGCAGCAUCAUAUGUCGCCGGUCUCAUGCACUCAGGAGCCCGUGACAUAGCUGAGCGCAGGCCCCGUGCUAUGGUGAUCAGAGAGGGAACCGACGAAGAGGAAUUAAAGACGGCUACAGCGCCCCCAUCAGCCAUCUUUAAACCUGCGUCUUCCAGCCACAGUCACACACCAUAUAGAGGUAAAAGCCCCAGAGACAUUAAAUGGGAUGAGAUUCGGUGUCACAACUGUUCAGGCUUGGGUCACAUGAAGAGAAAUUGCCCCUCACCAAGAAAUGCAACUAGGGCUCUAACUUCAACCAUGUCCCCUCAAAGCUCAAGGUCAGCUGUGCUUCACCUUAAGGCCCAGGGUCAAGAAAUGAACAUUCACAUGAUUGUGUACGAGCUAGAAGUGUGCGCUGUUUUGGACAGUGGGGCUCGGAAAAGUGUUUUUCCUCUGUGUCAUUACAACGCCAUUCAUCCAGAUGUCAGGCCUCCACUUCAGUCAUCCAUCGUAGAGACUCUGAUCGGUGUUGGGCCUGGUGACAUACCCGUGCUCGGCGAAGCUCACAUCCCUGUCCAGAUCAACAACCGUCAGGUGAGCGUCCUCUUCCUGGUUGCUGAUAUAGCUGGUGACGAAGCCCUGCUGGGCCAUCCAUUCCUGAGCCAGGCCCAGGCACGUCUUGAUUUUGGGAAUCAACGGAUUGUGCUGUUUGGAGAAGAGGUGCCGUAUUUCGAUUCCAAAAACAAACCAACGGCGCACUCAGUGAGAGUGGCCCGGACGGUGGUGCUGGAGGCUGGGCAGGAGUUUGUGGUAAGAGGCAACAUCCACCUUAAAGAUCCAGUUGAAGGGGGAUUGAUGCUGAGCCCCACCAAAGGCUUUGUUGAAAAACACAGACUGUUAGUGGCCCGAGUUUUAGUGGAAGUUCAGCCCCAUAUGACCAUGCCCCUCCGCAUCUUCAAUCCAGGCAACAGUGCCGUAACCAUUAAAAAGGGGGCCAUCGUGGGACUCCUCCAGCCGGUAGAGGUUCUGCAGCCUACGAACGCGGUUGCCCACAACCAGCCUGAACAGACUGUCAGCAGCCGCCCUCCGGUCCCCCAGCACCUACAGGAGCUCUAUGCCCAGAGCUCUACUGAGCUUAACCAAGAGGAGCAGCUGCGGCUAGCUCAGCUGCUGUGCACCUAUGAGAAUGUGUUCUCCACAGGACCCACUGACCUCGGCAGGACCAGCCUGGUUCAGCAUGACAUCGUAACCAUGCCAAGCCUCCCAGUCAAGCAACCACCACGCCGGAUGGCGUUGGAGAAACAACAGGAUGCUGACCAACAGAUACAACAGAGCCUGGGGGCGGGGCUGGCCCGCCGCAGCAACAGCAGUUGGGCAUCUCCCAUAGUGAUGGUAAAGAAAAAAGAUGGGACGUACCGCCUCUGCAUAGAUUAUAGAGGCCUGAAUGACUGCACGAUCAAAGAUGCAUAUCCUCUGCCCCGCAUCCAGGACACGCUGGACACCCUCUCUGACGCCAAGUGGUUCAGCACCCUUGACCUCGCGGCCGGCUACUGGCAAGUCGAACUGACCCCAAGAGCACGCAAAGCAGCAGCAUUCUGCACCAAAAGUGGACUGUUUGAAUGGAAUGUCAUGCCAUUUGGACUGUGUAAUGCCCCGGCGACAUUCCAGCGCUUGAUGGACCGGGUGCUGGCCGGAAUGCAGUGGGAGACCUGCCUAGUGUACCUGGACGACAUCAUCGUUUUGGGCAGCGACGUUCCGCAGAUGCUGCAGCGGCUGGGCCAGGUUUUCAGUCGUCUCGACCAGGCCAAACUGAAGCUAAAACCAUCUAAGUGCUGCCUCUUCCGCCGCCAAGUAGCCUACCUGGGUCACAUCGUUUCAGAGAGCGGUGUGGCCACUGACCCCAACAAAGUCCAGAAAGUGCAGGACUGGCCAACACCGACAUCAAUCCAAGAUGUCCGUCGCUUUGUGGGCCUUGCAUCUUACUAUCGGCGGUUCGUUAAAGACUUUGCUUCCAUUGCAGAACCUCUCCAUGCCCUGACCAAGAAACAUGCCCAGUUUUGCUGGUCUGAGGAAUGCCAGGCGGCAUUUAAUGAACUUAAAGGCUUGCUAACGACCGCGCCAAUCCUGGGGCCAAUCCUGGGCUACCCACUCGACCAAGGCAACAUGAUACUAGACACAGACGCCAGCGACGUCGGUAUCGGCGCUGUUCUCUCGCAGGUUCAGCAGGGUGUGGAACGUGUGCUAGCCUAUGGAAGCCGCAAGCUGUCCACAACUGAACAGAAUUACUGUACCACACGGCGAGAACUGCUAGCCGUGGUCGACUUCACGUCACACUUUCGCCAGUAUCUCCUAGGGCGGCGCUUCACGGUGCGCACCGACCACAGCAGCCUUCGGUGGCUAACAAGGAUGAAGGAGCCUGAGGGACGGCUCGCCAGGUGGCUCGAGAGACUUGGCGAAUACAACUUCGAGAUCAUCCAUCGCCCUGGCCAGCUUCACGGCAACGCAGACAGCCUCUCCCGGAGACCCUGCCGUCAGUCCUGUCCUUGUAAGCUCCCCAGCCCAUCUCCUCCUCAGUUGAACAUCAGUCACCAGGCUGUGCAGUGCAAUUUGGACUCUGACAUCAACCAGGCGAUGCUGAGUCCAGUGGGGGUAGAGAGACACCCAGCUCCCGCAGAAGCAAGUCUAGUGGGGGUAGACAAGGCCCUGCCAGCUGACUCUAACAACUUAAAGUCCCCCGAGAAAAUAUACCUGACUAAGUCAAAAGAAAAUGAACUGUUUGGUGGUUGGUCCCUGGAGGAGCUGCGACAAGCCCAGGAAGACGACGCAGACAUUGCACCCAUCAGAACCUGGUUGGAAACCAGCGGAGAGCGUCCUGCAUGGGUAACAGUCUCACCAUGCAGCCCAGCCACAAAGACAUAUUGGAGCCAGUGGAAACGCCUCUACAUCAGAGACGGAGUGCUAGUUAGACGCUUCUACUGCCUGGACGAUACCCAAUUCUAUCCACAAGUAGUGCUGCCCCGCACCUUCCGGCCAGACAUCAUGAGACAGAUGCAUGAGGGACAAGUUGGCGGACAUUUUGGUGUAGAGCGCACGGUAGCUCGGCUGCAAACCCGAUACUUCUGGUACAGAAUGAGGGAGGACGUCGCCCUGUGGUGUAACACCUGCACCAGCUGCGCAUCAAAAGCCAGGCCACGGAAGACACCACAAGCCCCCAUGGGCACUGUUCGAGUCGGAGCGCCUAUGGAGCGCAUCGCUUUGGAUAUUAUGGGGCCACUGAAUGAGACUGAACGCCACAACAGAUAUGUGCUGGUAAUACAGGACUAUUUUACAAAAUGGGUCGAAGCUUUUCCCCUACCUAACGAACAAGCUGUAACUGUGGCUGAAGUGCUCGCCUCCGAGUGGGUGUGUCGCUAUGGAGCCCCGCAGACACUGCACAGCGACCAAGGCCGGAACUUCGAGUCUGAGGUGUUCCAGGAAAUGUGCAAGCUGUUCGGGAUCGACAAAACACACACCACACCUUUCCGUCCUCAGUCCGAUGGGCAAGUUGAAAGGUUCAAUGCCACUCUACAAAAGAUCCUGGCCACGACAGCCGAGCGUUGCCACUGGGAUUGGGACCUCAUGAUUCCCUACGCUGUCAUGGCCUACAGAGCAACAAAGCACAGUUCAACUGGUUUCACCCCGAACUACAUGAUGUUUGGCCGGGAAGUGAGUGAGCCAGUAGACCUUGUAUCCGGCCUGCCGCCGGACCCUGAACCAGCUCCCUCAGCCCCUGAGUAUGUCCAGCACCUUCGAGAGCGACUGGAGCUGGCGCACCAAAUCACCAGAGAUGCUCUCGGAGAGUCUGUGGAACGUGCAAAGAGACAAUAUGACAAGAACUGUUGCCGCACACAUUACAACGUUGGUGAUGCUGUGUGGUACCUCAUCAAAGGAACAAAAAAAUUCAAGAACAGAGUGAGGAAGUUCCUCCCAUCUUACGAAGGGCCAUUCUUCGUUCUGGGUCAGUUGGACGACCUGGUUUAUCGAAUCCAGAAAGGGCCAAAGACUAAAGUAAAGGUGGUUCACCACGAUCAGCUAAAGCCUUAUCGCUGCCGGGACCCACUGGACAAUACUUGGGCCCUGGAGCAAGCCCAGAGCUGGACACCAAUGGAGGUGUCACCCCCAGACGACGUAGAUCCUGCUGACACUCUACUGGGUCUGCCCCAGCUCUUCUCCAACACUGAUGACAGCUCCAGCUUUCCCUCAUCAGAUCCAGCUGUGGACAUCCCUGUAGCUGCUGCUUCUCACCUUGACUCCGUUCCUGUGGAGUUAAAGGACAGUGGGCGUUGUGCGGCGGUGCAGCACCCUCAGAGCCCUCGUUCUCAAAGGCCCCAGCGCAGGCGUAGACCACCGACUCAGUUGGGUGAGUGGGUGGCUCACUGA
Molecule: messenger RNA, 6092 nt
Organism: Gadus macrocephalus (Pacific cod)
Lineage: Eukaryota; Metazoa; Chordata; Actinopteri; Gadiformes; Gadidae
Exons: 1
Coding region: 621-6092 (1823 amino acids)
Biological process (GO): DNA integration
Molecular function (GO): nucleic acid binding; zinc ion binding
Source: RefSeq, a predicted model, not a curated record